This is a messenger RNA of Centropristis striata (black sea bass), 2505 nucleotides long. RefSeq names its product NADH:ubiquinone oxidoreductase complex assembly factor 6 (gene ndufaf6). Lineage: Eukaryota; Metazoa; Chordata; Actinopteri; Perciformes; Serranidae. Gene Ontology annotation, biological process: biosynthetic process; mitochondrial respiratory chain complex I assembly. Gene Ontology annotation, cellular component: mitochondrion. The transcript has 9 exons. The coding region runs from base 101 to 1096 and encodes 331 amino acids. The record is from RefSeq and is a predicted model, not a curated record.
UCGGCUGGAAUUUAAUUUAAAAAAGUGAUUUUAAAGCCUGCCUGGACUGACCGGGGGGGAAUGUUUUUAAUGUGACACAAGGGUGAAGUUGAAGGGGAACAUGGCAGCUGGUAUCAGUGUUAAACAUGGAUUAUUAAGCAGUAAAACGUCGCUGUUUCACGCUCUGCAGAGGAGGAUUUCACCCGGCAGAGUUUGUUUACAAAGAGCGGCGGAUAUUCAGGUUGUGAGAGAUUUAACCAGCGCGACAACAGACUCACAAUCUAAUGAGAAGUACUGCCUGGACCUGGUCAGGUCCAGAGACUAUGACGGCUUCGUGUCCUCCCUGCUCCUCCCAGAGGAGGCGCGGCGCUCCUCUUUGGCUCUGAGAGCCUUUAAUGUGGAGCUGGCUCAGGUGAAGGACUCCGUUUCCCAGAAGACCAUUGGUUUGAUGCGGAUGCAGUUCUGGAAGGCGGCGAUAGAAGAAAUCUACAGAGACGAACCUCCCAAACAGCCGGUCAGCUCCGAGCUCUGGAGGGCGGUGAGGAAACAUUCCCUGUCGAAGCGCUGGCUGCUGAGGAUCAUCACAGAGAGAGAGAAGGAUAUGGAGGACCGGGCCUACAGGAACCUGCAGGAGUUGGAGAAAUACUCAGAGAACACACAGUCCUCCUUAAUCUACCUGCUGCUGGAGAGUUUAGGUAUCAGAAGCGUCCAUGCAGACCACGCAGCGAGUCACAUCGGUAAAGCUGUGGGCAUCGUCACCUGUCUGAGGGCCACGCCCUACCACAGCAGCAGGAGGAGGGUCUACCUGCCCAUGGACCUCUGCAUGCUGCACGGAGCGUCUCAGGAGGAUUUCAUCCGCGGCAGCCGGGAGCAGCACGUCCGCGACGUCACGUACGACAUCGCCAGCCAGGCUCACGUUCAUCUACAACACGCGCGAUCCUUCAGCAACAGCGUCCCAGCAGCCGCCAACGUGGCCUUCCUGCAGACGGUGGUGUUGGAGGACUACCUGCAGCGAGUCAGGAGGGCCGACUUUGAUGUUUUCCACCCGAGUCUGAAGAAAAGGAACCCGCUCAUCCCCAUCCAGCUCUACCUCCGCUCCUGGAAGAAGACCUACUGACACCAGAGCUGCUCCUCCUCCUCCUCCUCCUCCUCCUCCUCCUGCAGGACUGGAGCUCUGACCCUGAAGACCACACUGUACCAGGUCCACAGAGACCCCAGACUUGUUUUGAACCACUGAAUUUUGCCUCUUUAAUAAAAGAAACACGCACACUAUGAGAGACACCGCCCGUCGUUCCUCCACACCAGCUCCACUCCUUUAAAGCUUUCAGGCUCUUUGUUUGAGACGAGUGGUUCAGAAUAUACUGGAGAUCCUAGUGAGCAUCUUUUCAUCCAGAUACCUCCAGACAACUUCUUUUGUACGAUCAAGUGCAGCGGCACCUGCAGAAACACCUUCACCAGUUUGGCACCACUUGUUAAUGUGCAGCAUUUAGAAAUAGAGCUGCAAAGUCACAACAGAAACUGUCUCCUGAGGACACUAAGUAUUGAUUACAAAUUAUUAUAUAUUAUUAGAAGAGUUGGAUAUCGGCUGCAAAGAUUGAGCCUCCUGCAGGUUUAUUUUCACGUUAUGUGGCCCAAUAAAUAUGUGCAGUAGUAGUUGAUGACAUCACAGAUUUUUAAAUCACUUUUCUCAGCCUCGAGGAAAAUUUUAAAACCAAAAAAUGCACGAUAGAAAGAGUCAUAGGUCUCUUCCUCAUCUGCAGGGUGUUUCUCUCUCAUAGGGUUUUUGGACCGGGAGCCGGAUCAGAGCCGGUUCUCUUCUGGUUCGCAGUCAGUUCAACUUGUGAACCAGUUCCCAACCUGUUUGCUUUCCCGCUCCAGGCUCAGUAGCCACGUCAUCACGUCACUGCUAACAUCUGUACACGUCUCCUUCCUCUCAGCCAGAAUAACAACAGACCACAUGUCUCUACAACACAUCUGUGCUGCUCAUCUUCAUCACUAUGGCAACCAAUACAUUCUGAUAAACACUCAACUAUCAUGUUAAUGUUGGACUUUGUUGUAAGCUUGUUGUGGGCUAGCAUUAGCCCGCUAGCCCAUAUAAGUCACAUUGCAGUUAAACAAACAAAUAAAUUAAUGAUACAUGUUUUAGUUGGUCUCUCUUCAACGGCACUGAGUUGGUCUUGGUCUUGCUAGCCGCUAAUGCUAGCACGCUAUCGAUCUUUGGCUAACGCUAGCACGCUAUGAUCGCCGCUAAUGCUAGCACAGUAUUGAUCGGCAGCUAACAUUGGCAUGAUAUUGAUCGGCCUCUAACGUUAGCAUGCUGUCCAUCGGCUGCUAAUGUGCUAAUGUUAGCGGCCGAUCGACAGUCUGAAUCAAUCCCAAUACAGUUAAACAAAUCAAAUAAAUGAAUGAUACAUGUUCUAGUUGGUCUCUCUCAACGGCACCGUGUUGGUCUUGGUCUUGCUAGCCCGCUAACGCUAGCACUCUAUCGAUCGGCCGCUAAUGUUCACAAAAUCCACGGUUAGGUUG